This is a messenger RNA of Sinocyclocheilus rhinocerous, 1131 nucleotides long. RefSeq lists its product as uncharacterized. Lineage: Eukaryota; Metazoa; Chordata; Actinopteri; Cypriniformes; Cyprinidae. Bases 106 to 783 code for a protein of 225 amino acids. The record is from RefSeq and is a predicted model, not a curated record. The transcript is spliced from 14 exons.
AGAGAGCAAGUGCAGCGAGGAAAGUUCUUCGCGUUUAAUUGCAGGUUUCUGCUGAGCAGAACGUGUGGUGUCUUGAUUGACUUGAUUGCUGCUACUGAUACUGUUAUGGACUCCACUGCACUGCUGUCUGUGGUGGGCGGGGCUCUCCUCCUGUCAAUCAUCCUUGUAACCAGUCUUUGUACAUACUGCUGGGGGCAUAAACAACCAACAUCCAUCCCUCAGAGGUCCAGUGAUUCAGAAUACCCAGCAUCAGUUUUUGUGGAUCGGCAUCCCGUGUCGACAUAUGCGCCCCAUAUGGACCAUACCAGAAUUGUACCUUACCAACAAUCCAAUUCACUUGGUUCACCAUCUAUUACUGUCACAAAGGUGCCCUCCUGUCCUCCCUCAGAAACUGGAAGUCAAGCCAGUUAUGUGAAUCAAAACGGUGAGGAGGGAAUCAACAUUCAUGUCAGUCAUCAUGAGACUGGCGAUGAGCCGAAUAAUCAGCCUCAAAGUGAAUACAUAACUGUUCUUCCCGAUUCCCCGAUCACACAGUCUCAGGGACCCAGCCGAGCUUCAUCCCAGAGCUCAGGAGAAUGUUACAUAAAUGUAAAAAAAGAUGAGAAUGUAUCUGAAGAUAUAUGUGAGUAUGUGGAUGAAUCAGACUCAGACAUUCCCGAUUAUGAAAAUUUCAGUAAUUCUCCAGGCCACAGAAAAAAAAGCCAUAGUCUGUCCCGUGGAAGUCAAAGCAGUGAUGAACGGGACAGCUCUGAUUAUGUCAACACAGGCCCUAACUUACAGUAAUCAAGAAUUUGCCUUUUACCAAAUAAUGACAGAUAACAAGGCCUAACCAUCAUCCUGACUGCCAGAGGAGUUUCCAGAUUUAACUAUGCUUUGAAUUUUGAAGUGCAUUACCAAGAGCAUUGAACCAGUGUCACCACAGAAAACUUCCUCCCUCAAUCCUUCUGACAGAUUUGCUGACGAUACCUGAGAAUGUUUUUAUUAGUUUUUUAAAUUAACAAUUGCUGUUUACAAUGUACUGCAUCCUGGCUUUUAUUUCCAAAUAUAUGAGCACAAAUUUCUUUGAAUCCGCCAUGUAAUAUAUAGCUUUUUGUCAUAAUUCAUAAACCUGUUAGCUAUUGGUUUGUAAAU